AUGAUCGUCAAACUCGACGACCUGUCUACCCCGGCCAUCCGCUCUCUACUAGCCCACCACUUCACCGAACUCCAAGCCAAAACGCCCUCUGAAUCCUGCUACGUCCUCGACCUGACCGCCCUCCAAGGGCCCUCCAUCUCCGUCUUCUCCGCCUGGGAGGGCACAGAGUUACUAGGAUGCGGAGCCCUUCAAGAACUCACGCCUAGCGCGGGAGAGAUCAAAUCUAUGAGGACGGCACCAGCGUACCUGAGGAUGGGAGUUGGGCGCGUUAUCGUGCAGCAUAUUAUCGGGGAGGCGAGGAGGCGAGGGUACUCCGAGCUGAGUCUGGAGACAGGGACUGAUGCUUCUUUUGCUAGUGCGAGGGCGUUGUAUGCGGGCCUGGGGUUUGAAUUUUGUGGGCCCUUUGGGAAGUAUGUUCCUGCCGGGGAUAACUGCUUUAUGACUAUGGCGCUAUCUUGA
Penicillium canariense is the source of this 459-nucleotide messenger RNA. RefSeq names its product GNAT family N-acetyltransferase. The transcript has a single exon. Lineage: Eukaryota; Fungi; Ascomycota; Eurotiomycetes; Eurotiales; Aspergillaceae. The coding region runs from base 1 to 459 and encodes 152 amino acids. Gene Ontology annotation, molecular function: acyltransferase activity, transferring groups other than amino-acyl groups. The record is from RefSeq and is a predicted model, not a curated record.